AUGCGGUUCAAGCACAGGAGGUCAAAAUUCACGGAUGCGAGUCCUGCAACCUCGCAGGCGCGGGUCAAGGCUGUCGAUAAGGCUCCUUACUCUUCGGUGGAUGAUCCAUGCGUGAGUAACGUGGACUUGAGGGAUGUGCACUGGCCCGAAGGCACCAAAGAAGUUGCCCUAAUCCUAUUUGACAAGGCGUUUGAAGGGGCGACGUGGCCGGUGAGUCUGGAGCGGUUAUCAUUCUAUGCCUUCCGAUCCGGGGGGCAGUCCUAUCGCGUGAAAGAUAUUGGCUCGUUCAAACUUUCGCUUGUUGGGGCCAAUUUUAGUUUUCCUUCGGGCCUGCGAGACAUCUUCCUUGGCGCCGCUUUUGACCAGCCCAUCCAAGACGUCGUGUGGCCGCAAGGGCUUCAGAGACUGUCCGUCCCUAGAUUCAAUCAGCCUAUUGACAACGUGAGGUGGCCGCCGGCAUUAAAUCCGCCGUGGGAGAUCCGCCUAACGGAAGACCCAAACACGCGUUUGGACGAGCUUGGAUCCUAUUGGGACCGUUUCAACUGCCCUUUCACUCAUUUGCCGGCGAGCCUUGAGACUCUUUGGCUUGGUGACAAGUUCGACCAUUCCCUUGAAGGCAUCAACUGGCCGAGUGGGCUCGUCACUUUGGGGCUUGGUUGCAAAUUUAAGAGACUGAAACGCGGUGUUUCGUGGCCUUCGAAUCUUCGAAACCUGUGCUUGCUGAGAGAGGUCAAUUGGAUCGAGCGCCCCCCCUCCGGCUGCAAGGUCAUAAUCGCGCAGGAAGAUGACCUGGAUAAUGACCCCAGUUACCCCUACGAUUUGUACCUGAGAUUGAUGAAAUUGACAAUUUUCGGACCAUGUACGAGGACAUUUAUAUGUGACCGAUAUACAGCGCGCCUUUUGUUUAUUGCUGAAUGUGGUAAAGGAGGGGGAGUUUCGUCGUACUAG
This is a messenger RNA of Ectocarpus sp. CCAP 1310/34, 948 nucleotides long. The record is from the annotation of a GenBank genome assembly. NCBI's taxonomy places the organism in Eukaryota, Phaeophyceae, Ectocarpales, Ectocarpaceae.